Pyrus x bretschneideri (Chinese white pear) is the source of this 664-nucleotide messenger RNA. RefSeq lists its product as uncharacterized. The transcript has a single exon. The coding region runs from base 166 to 630 and encodes 154 amino acids. The record is from RefSeq and is a predicted model, not a curated record. Lineage: Eukaryota; Viridiplantae; Streptophyta; Magnoliopsida; Rosales; Rosaceae.
UUAAUAAAAAAAGUGUGUAUAUAAAAGAGGCAUCCACUUCCCAACAUAUCCUUUUCUCCAUUUCACAAGCAAUCAAUUGUGUCUCAGUCUCUCCCCUGCAAUCAUUCUCCAAUUUAAAUUCAAAUAUUCACCCCAAAAUUUACAUGUAUAAAUUGAGAGAGAGGAAUGGGAGUUAGCAGCAGCAACAGACCUCAAAUCCAGAAGAUGGGGACUUUACAGAAAUUCAAGCUCCUCGCCACGCAGUGCGGCGUGGCCCAGAGCCCGACGCGAAGCCCGCGGACGAGCCCGUUGAUCCAGUUCCGCCGCCGCAAACCCACCUUGCUGAUGCUCCUGACCCGGAGCAGCAGUCGCCGCAGUGACCCGCCGGUUCCGAUGCCGCUACCGGAGAAUAUUCCGCCCCAGAGGAACAGUCUGAAGGACCUGUUCGUGUCGUCGCCGCCAUUUGAGUUGAACGACAGGGGGAAGGCGGAGAGUGAGAGAGAUAAGCGGGCAGAGUUGGGUAGUUUGUUGGUAGGUAAAGAAAUUGGUGGAGUUGGACCGGGCUCCCCUAGGCCGGCCUGGACCGGUUUUCGUUACAAGUCGUUACUGAGAAGGGCUUGGCGCCCUGUGCUCGUCACUAUUCCCGAGUAAAUUAAUUAAAUAAUUUAAUCUUCAUAAAAUAUUA